Helianthus annuus (common sunflower) is the source of this 739-nucleotide messenger RNA. RefSeq names its product aquaporin NIP2-1-like. Bases 227 to 625 code for a protein of 132 amino acids. Gene Ontology annotation, cellular component: membrane. Gene Ontology annotation, biological process: transmembrane transport. The record is from RefSeq and is a predicted model, not a curated record. Lineage: Eukaryota; Viridiplantae; Streptophyta; Magnoliopsida; Asterales; Asteraceae. Gene Ontology annotation, molecular function: channel activity. The transcript is spliced from 4 exons.
AAAACCAUAGUAUGUUUUUACCCUUCCAUUUUCGGCAAACGGAUGGUGCUGAUGAUUCAUGGCACUGUCUACAUCCUUGCACAAGUGCUUCAUUUUUAUGAGAAGACCUUGGUAGAGAACGAAUCCUGGAGGUCAUGGUGGAUGACACUGACAUUAAAGAUUCAGCUAAGUACAAAAUUGAUCACAAUUUGGAUUGUCUUUUAGCUCAAGUUAGCAUCAAUCUAACAUGUAUUACCUUAGCAUCAAUCCUGAAGGUCAUGGUGUUGUUCGUUCUGUCCCAACUGAAUUGAAGAAAGAUCACAAUGAAAUCUGGAGUUAUCCCAGCUUGGUGGUUAGUUUGGCUUAUCCUCUUGUCAGCGGCGGCGGUCACGAUGUUCCCUUCAUCAAAACUAAAACACCAGAAAACUGCCAGUUCACAGUUUCUGUCUUAUCCAAAGUCUACUACCCACCUGGGUUUUCUCGAAAGGUGUUGGCGGAAGCGGUUGCUACAUUCUUGUUGGUGUUUGUUACGUGUGGAUCUGCGGCGUUAACCACAAGUGAUGACGGGAAACUGUCGCAACUCGGAGCAUCUUUAGCCGGUGGGCUGAUUGUGACGGUCAUGAUCUAUGUUGUUAUGAUGUUUUGAUGUUUGGAUUUGGAAAAUUUAAUUUUAGUUAUUUGAUGUUUUGAUUUGGAUGUUUAUUAUGAGGAACUUUGGAUGUAUAAUUUUUUAUAUUUUAAUGGAAUGGUAACAAGUUAU